Terrapene triunguis (Three-toed box turtle) is the source of this 3132-nucleotide messenger RNA. RefSeq names its product kelch-like protein 13. Bases 988 to 2847 code for a protein of 619 amino acids. The record is from RefSeq and is a predicted model, not a curated record. The transcript has 4 exons. Gene Ontology annotation, molecular function: protein binding. Lineage: Eukaryota; Metazoa; Chordata; Testudines; Emydidae.
GGCAGAAAGACAGUUACGCUGGGCUGCCAAUAGCUCAAUGGCUGCGCUACCCAGAGCGACCCCAAAGAACUCAAGCUGAGAGACCAGCCAGAGAAGGCGUAAGGAGAUCAGGGUGUGUGGACAGGGUAAUAGAUCUAAAAGGCUGCGUGCCAGUCUGAGCCAGGCUGUAGUAAAGAUCACAGCUCUCCACCUGCCUAGUCAUUAGAUCAGCAAAACCAUCACCAUCUCUUCGCUGGCUGUGGGAGAGCCCCCUUCUCUGCAACACCCAGCGUCCGCAACAGGCCCCCUGGGUCUUUGUGCCUCGUUAGCUCUCCCAUCUCGUUCCAGAUCUGGUCUCGGCCCUACGUGAGUCUCAGACUAACGCACUUCAGCUGUUGUAUAGUCUCUCACACAAACUAUCCUGAACUGAAUUCUCAAACUGCACAAGGCUAGUGGCUGUCCACCCCCCAGGGUGUAUUUACUGCAGCUUCAAGACAGCAACUUAAGCAAACUGGCCAAUGCCAGCCCUGCAAAAAAAGAAUUUUGUUUGAUCACGGAUUGAAAAAGGGAGGGCGACAUGCCCAGACUUGCCCAGACGAAAACGAGUACCUGGCCAAUACAAGUCAAUCAGGCGUAGCAUGGGAGCUGGAGGAGACUGGGCGCCUUUGUGUGAAUGAAUAAUUGGCAGAUAGAGAAGAGAAGGAAGGAUUGUUUGCUGCCUGCCACUCAAGUGACCUGCUCAUAGAGUAGUCCAAAAGGAACACUACAGACGAACGCCAGUGAUAGUACCACUAGCUGUGGAUCGGUCUCCUCUGCUGAGCACACAGCACUUGGUGCUCCUGCCGACGAUAAGACAGGAUUCGGAAGAGUCUGACAGACCCAGCUCCCCAAGGAGUGAGACUGAAGGCUCCACUGAAAACCCCUACAUGGGGGGAAGGAGUCACUCCUUAUAGACACCUGCAGAGAGAUUCCUGCGCCCCUCCUGGUCACAAGGCAGCUUUCAGAGGGAUGUCGCUCAGCACUCCGAGCCAAUCUCUCACAUCGGACACAUACCUGGCUAAACUCCUGGACGGAGCAUGCAGCCUCCGCUCACAGAACGCGCUGUGUGAUGUAACGCUGGAGGCAGAUGGGGUUCGCUUUCCAGCGCACAAGAUCAUUUUGGCUUCAGCAAGCAAUUACUGCAAGAUCCUGUUUGUUGGAAACGCGACACGUGCCGGGAGCCCCAACGCGAACGUGCAGCUGAAAGCCAUCAGCGCUGGGGGGCUGAGGAAUGUUCUCAACUUCAUUUACUCCAACAAACUGGAACUCUCCCUACAGAACGUCGAAGAGACGUUCAAGGCGGCAGAAGCCCUUCUCGUCCGGGAAGUGAUCAAGCUGUGCUUUCAGUUUCUGGAGGACGGCCUGAAUCACAAGAACUGCCUGGACACACUCAACAUCGCUAGGAGGCUUGGUCCAGAAGAGUUGAGACAGAAAGCCAUGUACCACGUAGGGCAGCACUACAGACAGAUACUGACUGAUCCUCAGUGCAUGAAGGAGCUGGACAAAGAGACCCUGUGUGAAAUCUUAGACAAGACAGACGUGGCAGGGUGCACCGAGCUGGAGCUAUUCAACGCUGCUGUAAGCUGGCUGCUGCAUGACAGCGCGAGGCUGAAAGGAGCGGCAGAUAUUUUAAGGCGAAUCCGAUUUCCUCUCAUUCCUCUGCGGGAUCUGCAGAGAUACGUGCAGGAAACACCCAUUAUGAGGGCAGACUCGGAGUGCCAUAGGUACCUCCAGGAGGCUCUAAUCUACCACUCCCAGCUGUAUGCUCAGCCAGUCCUGCAGACUCAACACACAAGCAUCCGCUCCAGCUCCUCUAUGCUGCUGAUUCUUGGUGGCAGAACCACGGACAACAGAGUCUGCAGAGACAUGUGGGCUGCAGAUGAGAGCUGCAGUGCAUGGAGAAAGAUAGGUGAACUCGCCACACCUGUCUACAACCACUGUGUAGCUGUGAUCAAUAACUUCCUCUUUGUCAUCGGCGGCCAGUCCAGAUUUGAUCCCGCAGGGAAACAUCCUUCAAACGAGGUGUUCCGCUUUGAUCCCCGUGACAUGUCAUGGCUCCAGGUCUCCAGCAUGCUGGAGAGGCGAACGCGCUUCCACGUGGAUGUGCUGUCUGAUUGCAUCCUGGCUGUGGGUGGCGGGACGCUGCUGGGGAAGCUCACCAACACCAUGGAAGCAUACCAGCCUGCGCAGAACACGUGGGAGUGCGCUGCUCCCUUCCCCGUGCCAGUGGCUGAUCAUGCAGGCACCAUCCACAAGGGAAUCCUCUACAUUUCAGGGGGCUUUUCUGCUGGCAAGACCUUGAGGGACACAUACAGCUACCUCCCUCGCCUCCGGCGCUGGAUCGCUAACCGUGCCAUGACCUUCGCCCGGUGUGACCAUGGAAUGGCUGCAAUCAGAGACAGGAUCUUCUGUAUUGGAGGCAGGACUUUAAAUGCUGCAGAGGAAUGGAUUCAAGUGAACGAGACAGAACAUUACUGCCCGAUGACUGACCAGUGGACCACGCUAACACUAUCCCCCUUUGGCUGCUGCCAGUUCAGCAUCGCUGUGCUCCACUCUAGACUCUAUAUCACAGGAGGCGGAUCGCUGCGACGCAUGAGUAAAGAAGAUGGCGUGUUCAUCUAUGAUCCCGACGGGAGGAUAUGGAAGAAAGCUGGCUCCCUGCCACAUGCUUUGGUCGAUCAUGCCUCCUGCAUGAUUAAACUGUCCUGUGAGAUGACAGCUGACCAGCAGGAGAGAGGAGUGAAGUGCUCGCCCGGUGGCAACAGCAGAAAGAGAUCCACUCUCAGCUUGUUCAUCACCACCAAACAAGAGCCCCACUCGGCUUUUUAAAGGGAGCAGGAACUGGAUCCGUGAAGGAGCUGCUCUGAUGGAGCACGUGGCAAAUGCCCUAAGCGUUUUAAGAGCUCUCCUCAAUUCGUAGCCAAACACUGCUGCUUGGGAUUUAGGAGCAGCACAUUCUUGGCUUAACAUUAGCACGGUGCGGGCGUGCACUGCUGAGGUGGCAGUGCAAGCAGAAUGAACGAGGAAGUGGAGGCAUGUCCUAGCCGCACUGCGCUGGCCUGGAUACUUCUCUAAUUUUAAAAAUAAAGAAUAUUUUCCCUUCUAAAUCUCUAA